UUCACGAUUCAGUAACACCUGAGGUUUCGUCGAGUAGUCAACUCUGAAGAGCUGCUGUUGAAAAGUUACAUGUAUCCACUAUUCAAUAUCUUGGGAUAUAGAGUGCAAGAUGUAUUACAGCAGUAAGCAGAGCAUCCAGCCAUGCAGUGUAACCUCAGUCGACACUGGCAACAUAAGGUGCCUGGAGCCUGGCUGCAACUUCAGAAUUCACAGACUCAAGCAGUUCCAACAUCACCUUACAACUGAACAUGACAUCCAAGUGAAAACUUGCACCAUGUACUUCCUAUCACUUGAUUCUUUCUACAAAUGGAAGGAAGAACAUGAAAGAAGUCAUGGUUUUGUCUUCAAUAUGCUCACGACGAAAGAUAAAGCAAAUCACGUCUACUAUUACUGCAACCUUGGGCGGAAAGUCAGGGAAGUCAAUGGCAAGAAAAGAAUGACUAAUCAAUGUCCCACGCGGCUGGUUCUCAACGUUAACAAGAAGACUGGUCAGGUUUACGUUGAUUUCAUUGAUGGUCAUUACGGUCAUCUGCCGCCUGUGCCUAAACCUGAGGCAACACCGGGACUAAGCAAGAAAGAAUGGAAUGAGUUCAAAGAGGUGAUGCGUUCAUUGGAUUUUGAUAAGGACUUAGUUCGGGAGUACUUGAUGAAAGCCGAUCUAAACCCAGUAAAAAGAGCUCUUUAUCAGAAUGAAUUUGAUAAGAAACGCUUCCAUGGAAUUUAUAGUUGGGCAGAAACUUUUACUGCCGAGUCUGCUGUCACUGAGUGGCAGAGACUAAUGCCUAAGAAAGAAAGCAAUGCCAUUAUCAUACACAAAAGGAAGGGAGAAAUCAUUACUGAUCGCAGAGCCGAGAAUAUUCAUCAUCGUUUUGAUAUGGAAGAUAUCCCUGUUGACACAUUCAUGCUGGGUGUGAUGACUGACAGACAAAGUGAGUUGUUGCGCCAUUACACCUCCACCAUAAUUCUUGAGCUCGUCCUGCCUCAAGAAAGUGAUCCUGCAGACAGCGUGAAGCAACUUUAUGUACUCGUCAUGGACCAAAUGGGCCGAGAGCUGCAAGUCGGCUUCUUCGUCGUCAGCUGUCCUAACACUGACACACGAGCUUUCAGAUCCUUCUUCUUAGCUGUGAAGGAGAAAUGCGGCAAUCUAAAACCGAACUUACUUCUUGUCAACGAGAGAACGUGUUUAUUCAAUUGUUGGAUGGAAGUUUUCACUGAUCAUGUCCCAGCUCAAUUACUUAGUCCAUGGUUUAUAAUAGCGGAGUUUGAAUCAGUUCUGUUCUCGACCAUGUUACCUGAGACUGUUUUGGAAGAAAUUGGUGAUGAGUUUGUUAGCCUUGUGAGAGAACUGGACUUUAAGACUUUCGAAGCAAAGCUUGCUCAACUGAUCAAAACGUUGAAUGUUUUGCCGGGAGCCUCAAAAGUUUUGGAUUACAUUUCAGAAACUCUGUUGCCUGGGAUUAACCACGACUCUUCUGUUCUCGAACAUCCUAAAUGGGCUCACCACUCAUUACCUGAGUUCAUAGAGGACAUUGCCUUGUCUUUCAUGACCUUCACUAAAGACAAACUCAAAGGCCUGCAUGGCUUUAACAAUCGCAAGUUGGGCCGAUGCGUAUUUCUGAUGAUCCAACGCCAAAGUCAACGUCGUCAUCUUAGAGAAAUCAACAAACAGACCAUAGCCGGUCCUAAUUCAAGACAGACUUCCGACCUCAAUGCUGAAGCAGAACAUGACCCUGCCUUCCAGGCUGCUCUAAAACAGGAACGGCAGAAUAAAAAGGAAAACCUCAAGAUAAAAUGCCGUGCGCUUACCGACUCUCUUGCUAAAGUACCUGCGGAAAAUUUGUUGACAGCAGGACGAGAAGUUCUGGAAGUAAUCAAGUCAAUACAUUUAUUCAAUAGAAAAAUGUCGACAACAUUCCAAGUGAAAGUGGCCGAAGACUUAUAUCGAAGUUUGGACCCGAGCUAUCAAAGCUCUUCUAGAGUUCACUCUACACUCCCCAAGCCUGCUCCCGUCAUUCCCUCCGUAAAGUCUGCACAACCUCAGCACAAUUCUUCGGUGCAAAACAAGCCACUUAUUUCCUCAAUAAAAUCUUCACUUCCUCAGCUUAAUUCAUCUACUCCAAAUCCACCUCUUACUGCUGUAAAUUCCUCACUUGUUCGGCCCUACUCUGCUGCACAAAAUAAGCCACUUAUUCCUAGCCGUAACUCUUUAGUAGUGAAACGCGUCCCGAACACCGGCCCCAUUUUCCUUUCCAGCCGCUCACGGCAUGACCGUCCUAACAAGAGGAUAAGACUCGACACUUCCAGAAGUCUUUCAGAUGAUGCUCAUUCCAUUAAUAACCUCACUGAACCUUAUCAUUUUACUUCGCAUCCCAACAAUGGUUCUUCCGUGGUGAAAGGAUCAAACUUUAGUCCAGUAGUGAGCUCGAUCAUUUCAAAUGAAGACUUACAUGGGAGAAGCUUUGGGACUGUACGCGUUUCUCUUCAUGACCUGCAUGUUCUGCAAAUACCAGAUGUGUCCGUAAACGGAGUUGUUGUUAAGGAAGAACCCGAGUGGCAUGGCAGCCAUCAAAAAGACUUUAACCGGACAGCGAUCUUGAGCUCAGUCUCAUCAGAUCAUCAUAGGUUAGCGCGACCUUCUAAAUUAAGAAGUUCAAGUUCUUCUCUACCAUUUAGAAGAAGAAUAACACCAAAUCGUGCCUCAUCAAAGGAAUACUCGAGGUCCAACUCGCGCUCCACUCUUCCAGACUCCGAUAUUGACUCAGAAGACUGCCCCGCCAUCAUAGUGAUCAAAAAUGAACAAGAUGAUGGAUGUGAUGUCCCCAGAGUACUGGAAAUCUGGUGAUCAGGAGUUCUGUUGAAGCGUCCUUCUUCAAAUUCACUCGCGUCCCGCAGUCUACAACUUCAGUCAUAGGCAAGCAGCGUUUGUUCUCAUGCACAACAGAGGCUCGCAUGAACAAUUCAACAUACAUUUUUAGUCGGUGCGAGCGGUGGUCAACAGAUGAUAGUUCCAUUUACCUGCUUGUUAUUUAGUGGUGAUUAUUUUUAGGUCUAUAGAAUUGACCUUUUGAGUACAGAUGAUUAAAAGUUGUAGUUUCAGAAUCCACCGCACUGCUUUACAGCUAUUUUGCUAUUGUUAAUUAUUAUUAUGAGAAGUCGUUGAUCGUCCACAAAAGUAUUAUAUAUUGCUCCAGUCAAUAAAAAUUCGUUCCUGAAGGAGAGGAAUGGUGCUUAGAGCAGCUUUGAAUAAUUUUUCUUGAAAUAAUUAAUGUACUUAGGAAUUUAUUUAUGUAAUUUAUAUUUGACGCUUGGAGACGACUCCGUUCGCUGACGUCCGGUGUGAACUUCAGCUAGAGCUACAGUUUGGGAGUGCUCUUGUGAAAUAAAAUAUACUGACACGUAGGCUGCAGGAGACUUUCAAAAUAUUUCUACAAAACUUUGAAGAAGAGGCGAUCGAAGAAAA
This is a messenger RNA of Hyalella azteca, 3460 nucleotides long. RefSeq lists its product as uncharacterized. The coding region runs from base 110 to 2842 and encodes 910 amino acids. The record is from RefSeq and is a predicted model, not a curated record. The transcript is spliced from 6 exons. NCBI's taxonomy places the organism in Eukaryota, Metazoa, Arthropoda, Malacostraca, Amphipoda, Hyalellidae.